Messenger RNA from Pygoscelis adeliae (Adelie penguin), 2166 nucleotides. It is a transcript of the gene STIM1, whose product is annotated as stromal interaction molecule 1. Gene Ontology annotation, biological process: intracellular calcium ion homeostasis; store-operated calcium entry; activation of store-operated calcium channel activity. The annotation marks the transcript as partial. The record is from RefSeq and is a predicted model, not a curated record. Lineage: Eukaryota; Metazoa; Chordata; Aves; Sphenisciformes; Spheniscidae. Gene Ontology annotation, cellular component: endoplasmic reticulum; plasma membrane. Gene Ontology annotation, molecular function: calcium ion binding; protein binding; calcium channel regulator activity. The transcript is spliced from 10 exons.
UCAGCAGAAUUCUGCCGCAUUGACAAACCCUUGUGCCACGAUGAAGACGAGCAGCUCAGCUUCGAAGCCGUCCGCAACAUCCACAAGCAGAUGGACGAUGAUGCCAAUGGCAACGUGGACGUAGAGGAGAGCGACGAGUUCUUGAGGGAGGACUUGAAUUAUCAUGACCCAACAGUCAAGCACAGCACCUUCCAUGGAGAAGACAAGCUCAUUAGCGUGGAAGACCUCUGGAAGGCCUGGAAGACAUCUGAAGUGUAUAAUUGGACAGUUGACGAGGUGGUUCAGUGGCUCAUUACCUACGUAGAGCUGCCACAGUACGAAGAGACCUUCAGAAAGUUGCAGCUGAGUGGACAUGCCAUGCCCAGGCUAGCAGUGAACAACGCUACCAUGAUGGGAAGUGUUCUGAAAAUGACAGAUCGAAGCCACAGGCAGAAGCUGCAGCUGAAAGCUCUGGACACGGUGCUGUUUGGGCCUCCUCUCUUAACUCGUCACAACCACCUGAAGGACUUCAUGCUGGUGGUGUCCAUCGUCAUCGGCGUGGGUGGCUGCUGGUUUGCCUACAUCCAGAAUCGCUAUUCAAAGGAGCACAUGAAGAAGAUGAUGAAAGACCUCGAGGGACUCCACAGAGCUGAACAGUCUCUCCAUGACCUUCAAGAAAGACUGCAGAAGGCUCAGGAGGAGCAUCGCUCUGUGGAGGUGGAAAAGGUGCACCUGGAGAAGAAACUUCAAGAUGAGAUCAGCAUUGCCAAGCAGGAGGCACACCGGCUCCGAGAACUGCGGGAGGGCACAGAGAAUGAACUGAGCAGGCAGAAAUACGCUGAGCAAGAACUGGAGCAGGUAAGGGUUCAGCCAGAUGGAUGCGCUUACAUACGAGACGCGCCAAAGGAGCUGGAGUCCCACUGCAGCUGGGCUGCGCCCGAGGCCCUGCAGAAGUGGCUCCAGCUGACCCACGAGGUGGAGGUCCAGUACUACAACAUCAAGAAACAGAAUGCGGAGAAGCAGCUGCUGGUGGCCAAGGAAGGGGCUGAAAAAAUUAAAAAGAAGCGAAACACCCUGUUUGGAACAUUUCAUGUUGCUCACAGCUCAUCUCUAGAUGAUGUUGAUCAUAAAAUCUUAACUGCAAAGCAAGCGCUGAGCGAAGUGACGGCUGCGCUGCGGGAGCGCCUGCAUCGCUGGCAGCAGAUAGAGCUGCUCUGCGGCUUCCAGAUCGUCAACAACCCGGGCAUCCACACCCUGGCAUCAGCCCUUAAUGUGGACCCCAGCUGGAUGGGCACCCAGCGGCCUAACCCCUCGCACUUCAUCAUGACUGAUGACGUGGACGAUUUGGACGAAGAGAUUGUGUCUCCCAUGUCCAUACAAUCUCCCGCCUUGCCCAGCACAGUUCGCCAGCGCCUGGUGGACCCACAGCAUGCCCACGGAUCUCAGAGGUUGGUAGAGAGUUAUGUGCAAGGCCAGAAUGAGUCGGGCCAACCUGCCCAUUACCGGGCAGGCAGAGUGUCUCUCCGUCGAAUGCACAGCCUCUCCUCUGGACAGUCUUUCAGUUCCGACCUUCCCGGCACCAGCCCACCAUCUGCUGCCACCACCACCUCUUCCACCUCUUGCUCCUCAUCCACCACCACUGCAUCUGCUCCUGCUUGCCAUGUCCACCCUAUCUAUUACCAUCACACCACCUCCUCUUAUUUCCUUCAGAUGGACUCCAUCCCUGAUCUACCCCCUCCUGAUGUCACCUCUGGAGUUCGCUGUCGCACUGAGAGCUUUGGGUAUAUUGCUGUUUCCUUUCUAGCUCCCUCUUGCCUGCUGUGUCUCAGAGCUGAUGCUUGCUCGGGUGCUCUUUCUCCUAGAUUCCCUGUGCCCUUUCCUUUUGGGCCUUUAUUUCACGAUUUAUCCACAUGUUUGUUUCUUCAACCGCUCUCCUGUGCCAGUGGACCCUCUAAGGAGUGCUCCAUGGUCCAUUCCCAUAUCUGUGAACUCAGUGGGUGCCUAAACCAACGAGGUGCUGUUGUUUAACUGUAGCUAAACAAAUGAGAAUUCCUGGGCACGCGGUUAUCGCUAAAUAAGUCAGUCUUUCACUUGGGUGAUGCACCUGUGAGAACAAAGGUAACACAACUAAUCAAACAAACACUGACCUUAUUUGAAGCCUUGACUUAUUUGGGGUCUUCACAAGCG